This is a messenger RNA of Pomacea canaliculata, 1994 nucleotides long. RefSeq lists its product as uncharacterized. NCBI's taxonomy places the organism in Eukaryota, Metazoa, Mollusca, Gastropoda, Architaenioglossa, Ampullariidae. Bases 97 to 972 code for a protein of 291 amino acids. The record is from RefSeq and is a predicted model, not a curated record. The transcript is spliced from 8 exons.
UCAUGACGUCAGAUCAUGACGCGGCAACGCCCUCCUGCCGUCAGAGCUAAGGUCAGGGUUGACCCAGCAUGCGACAGGCGGCAAGGAGUAUCAUAAAUGGCGAUGAACAUUUCCAGAAGGUUUAGACGGACCAGCAUUGUGUUCAUGACAAUUCUUGGACUUGUGUCUGUCGUUUAUUUAAUGUUACCCUCCCACAACUUGCCAGACCUUUCUACUUUGCAAGAAAACAAUAUCGACAUUUGCUUUGCAUGGAGAAUGGCAGACAAACGAGCCUUGUGGACUGUACCAUGGUGGGGGCGUGCCUGUGAUAUGGAAAGUGACUGGGUAAGAGGAGGGUGCACCUGCAAAAACAAAAAACAAAUGGGAAACUGGGAUGUUUGCUUUGAUGAUAACCUUGUUCCUCAGAACAAUUGUUUAGUGUACUCAUUUGGCAUUCACUAUGACUUUAGCUUUGAUGAAGCCAUGGCAGCCAUAGGAUGCACCGUCUACUCCUUUGAUCCCAGCAUGCUGGACACUGCUGACCACAAGCGUGGGGACCGUGUUUUCUUCCAGAGAAUUGGCAUCAGCGAUAAGGACGACGACGAUUUUGUACCCAGUGUCGAUGAGUAUGAUGAACAGCACCCGGCGGUCAACGGUUGGCCGAAGAGACGUCUGCAGACAAUCCUUGACCUCCUGGGUCACAGAAAGGAGCAGCUGACCGUGCUUAAGCUGGACAUUGAGGGCUAUGAGUGGGACGUCACUCGUGAUCUUCUUGACUCGGGGAUCUUGUCGUCCGUCCCGCAGUUUCUGGUGGAGUGGCACCUGUUGAAGGACUUUCCGCCUCAAGAACGAGUCCCUGAUGCCGUUGAAACGUACUUCCGUGUGCGUGACAUGGGCUUCCAGUUUUUCCACAUCGGCAGCUUCUUCCACCCAUUACCGAACUACUUGAUAAUGAAGGCAAAGGUUGCCUACCUUAACACGAAACGAAACUGACCUGUCCCUCUAUUUUGUUUGUUUUUUUUUUUGCUCAAUCAACUCAGAUUUAAACUCUUACUAUGUCCUCUUUAAUUGAAACAAGCGUUAUAAUAAUAUCAAACUCUAUUAUUAGUAGUUCUUCCCUCACACGGGGUAGCUGACAAAGUUAGAUAUGAAUGGCAAUGAAGGGGAAGUAACUAGUGCUUCUGUUUGUCCCUCCUUCUAAGAUUCGUUAUGGGUACCACCUGUUUACAGACUUUCCACUUGGUAAUACAGUUUUGUGGAAAACGUUUGGCUUACAAUUUAUUAUAUAGAAUAUUUAUAUUUUUGUUCACAGUCUCUUUUCCGAUCUUCUAUUACAAAGGAUUUCACACUUAGCCAAACAUGAACCUAUAAAUAUAAUCGUUUACUAUAAUUAAAAUAAAACUGAAUGUCCUAACUAAUGUAAAAUUUAAGAUGGUUUUACUAUAUUUUUCUUAUAACUUAGUAAAGAGGUAUCGACAAGUGUUUUAGAAGAAAUAAAUAAAUUAGUAAAAAUGUUCCUCAGGGAUUAAUGGAUUUGGUCCUUGUCCUUGUCCUGGAUUUCUUUGUUUGUAAAGGUGCAGAGAUCUGAGCCUCGUAGUUUCUUGAUGGUAUAGUUGCUGUUUGUAGCUACAACACGAGGCAGACUAUGGUAUUUGAACCACAGGUUUUGUAUCUGUUGUAGCAGUAAAUGGAUCAUUCGUCCUCAUUGAAGGUGUGAAAAAGUUUCUCCCCUAUUUGAAUGCAUGUAGGAGGCGUCCAGCACUUUUCCUUUUUUUUACAAAGUAGUUUACUUUUUAUCCAUUUUGCGACUUUUAUGUUUAGUUAUUGUAAACAGUUGUAUACUACAUUUAAUAUCUAUUUCUGAUCCUUUCCAUAAGGGACGAAUCUUUGCUUUAUAUAUGACAAUUUCUCUGAUUUGAUGUUUGGACACUUUAUGCAGAGGUUCUGGAAGUGACAAUGUUAAAAUCUAUUGCAAAAGUGUGCAAAACGGUAAAGACACGUUUUCAAAAACAUAA